ACCAGUCGCCAUCACACCAGACCACGAGCACCACAACCAAGACAUCUACACAUCGCGAUCUGGACCUUGCCAGCAUUCCAACAGCAAGCAUCAAGCACCGUACCUGACAUCAAUUGCCUCUAAUCUCAGGCAAUGACGACGGCCUGCUAUACGACUUAUCAGCAGUAUCUCAACGGCAUUCAGUAUCCUACCGAACCAUACCAACCAACAUCACCCACGCUUGGGCCAACAUCGAAACACGGAGUGUACUACUGCCUCUAUUUGCAAUGCAACGGACAAGGCUUCUCCCGGUACGCCGAUCUGCAACGACAUACCGCUGUCAUACACAAUCCAGAGACACUGGAGCGCAUCGACUGCGACUAUCCGGGCUGUCUGCGACGCGGUAACCUCGGCUUCUCGCGCAAGGACAAGAUGAUCGAUCACAAGCGCGAAGUACACAAAGUGGCCAUCCCUAAGCGAGUGCUGACACGGAAGUGA
This is a messenger RNA of Baudoinia panamericana UAMH 10762, 477 nucleotides long. RefSeq lists its product as uncharacterized. The record is from RefSeq and is a predicted model, not a curated record. Bases 133 to 477 code for a protein of 114 amino acids. Lineage: Eukaryota; Fungi; Ascomycota; Dothideomycetes; Mycosphaerellales; Teratosphaeriaceae. The transcript is spliced from 2 exons.